Molecule: messenger RNA, 882 nt
Organism: Rotaria sordida
Lineage: Eukaryota; Metazoa; Rotifera; Eurotatoria; Philodinida; Philodinidae
Source: the annotation of a GenBank genome assembly
AUGGCUUCAGCUCGAAAUCUUUGCCAACAUUCAGAUAUAGAUGGAAAUCAAUGUACAUCAAAUGAUUAUAUACUUUGUCCACAUUGUCAAUUACAAUUAUGUCUUAAACAUUUAAAUUAUCAUCAAGAAUUACUUCGUUCUGAAUUAAAUGUUUUAUGUAAUGAUAUAGAUCGUGUUCAUAUUGAUUUAAAUAAUUUAUUAUUUGAUUCUACUAAUCAUCGUGAAUAUUUAUUUAAACAAUUAGAUGAAUGGCAUAAUCAACAAAUAAAUUUUAUUAAUAAAAUUUAUAUUGAUAAAAAACAACAAAUUGAACUUUUAUGUUUACAAUCACGUAUAGAAUUUGAUACAUAUAGAAAUAAACAAGAAAAACAGUUAAAAGAUAAUUUAAUAAAACAAUUACGUAAAGUAUUAAAACAAAAACAAAUUCAUAUAGAUGAUUUAAAUGAAAUGAAAAAUAAAUUAGAUUAUAUACAACGAGGUUUAAAUGAACUUAAGCAAUUAAAUAUUGAUAUUCAAUGUAAUAAUACAUAUCUUGAUAUUAAUAUUAUUAAAAGACGUUAUAUUGAAGCAGCUAAGCCAUUGUUUAAUGAUGAUGAUAAUAAUCUAUGGGAGAGCGACAAUGAAGACGAAGAAGAAGAAAAACUAAGAUCAUCAGAUGAUCAUCACAUUCUCGAAGAAACAUCCAAUUGUAAAGAAAAAUCCUCAUCACUUUCUAUUAGUUAUCUUCCAUCACUAGCUACUCCUUCACCUUCAUCAUCAACAAUCAUGACGAAAAAACCACCAUUAAAACUUGUUAUCAAACGAUUACAACAUCCAACAAUAUCUACUGCAAUCAAAUACAAAUUACAUACAGUAAAUACAUCACUACCGGUUACUACAUAA